This is a messenger RNA of Guillardia theta CCMP2712, 600 nucleotides long. RefSeq lists its product as hypothetical. Gene Ontology annotation, biological process: protein phosphorylation. Lineage: Eukaryota; Cryptophyceae; Pyrenomonadales; Geminigeraceae. The transcript has 5 exons. The record is from RefSeq and is a predicted model, not a curated record. The coding region runs from base 1 to 600 and encodes 199 amino acids. Gene Ontology annotation, molecular function: protein serine/threonine kinase activity; ATP binding.
AUGUGGGAGAUUGAUGCGGACGGAACGAGGAGCCCAUGGGUCGCCAAGUUUUACAAGACGAAGGAGGCCAAGGAGGUGUACUAUGAGGACGCGAAGCUCAACAUGAUCGCUCAGAGUUACGCUGACGACUUCAACAAGCUUGCAAACAUCAGAGAGAAGAUCGCCUUCGUUCCUUCUUACGUGCUGGAGCUCUCGAAUGGGAGGGUUUGCACGGCUGAACCUGUAGGUCACCUGGUGAUGUGCGGGGAGUACGUGAAACACAACGACAACUAUGGAAGUGUUACGACGAGCCUCAAAGCUCCGCAGGCUUUCAGCCACUUUACGUUCGAAUCUUCUGGGAGGGAGCUGCUCAUAUGCGACAUCCAGGGGGUGGGGAACUACUUCACUGACCCUCAGAUCCAUUCGAAAGAUGGCAAAGGAUAUGGGCUAGGAAACUGCGGCAUGAAGGGGAUCAACAAGUUCAUUGAGACGCAUACGUGCAAUGAAAUUUGCCGAGCUCUCAAGGUGAAGGAUGUCGGAGGGGAGGGAAGAGGAGGGAAGUAUAGGCAAGGCAGGGACUGGGGACGGAGAUGCCAGGGAACACUUCGAUGUCUCAAGUGA